AUGGCCCAGCUUUAUGCUGACCUGAGGUUUGCCAAGGUGAUGGGGGGCCGGAGCACGGCCAGCCAGGCACUGGAGGCAGCCUUCAGCAUGAAUGAGGCAGAGAGCCCCUACGAGAGCACCCAGCCAGCACUGGCAGGGCAGGAUGGGGACGGAGCAGAGCCCAGCCCAGGGUGCUGGUCCCGUCGGUGGUGCAUCCCUGUGGGGCUGCUGACAACUUGCCUGCUGCUGGUGGCCACCGUGGCCCUGGGAGCUUGCUACUGGCAGGUCACCCGCAGCCUGCAGGACUCCUCCCGUGAGCACGAGGCCGAGCAGGGCCGCCUGUCACAGGAGCUGAGGGCGCAGGAGCAGAGCCUGGAGCAGACACAGCUGGAGCUGGCGUGGGCCAGAGAGGAGCUGCAGCGAGCGUGGCAUGAGGGCAACAUCAGCCAGCUGGAGCUGGACAGGCUGAGCCUGGAGCUGCGCCGCAUCACGGGGGUGCUGGGCAGGACAGAGAGGGAGAUGCAGGAGCUGCAGGGGAGGCUCAACAGCAGCGAGAGCACCGUGGCCCUCCUGCGCUCCUGCACAGCCAUAGAUUGCUGCCCUUCGGGCUGGCUGCUGUACAGGGGCAAGUGCCUCUUCAUCUCCUCGGAGAAGAAGACGUGGGAAGACAGCAGAGAUGAGUGUGAGAAGACAUAUUCUCAGCUCCUCGUCACCAAAUCCUGGAGUCGUUGGACUGUGCCGACCUUCCUGAAGAAUGCAGAUGUCUCAUACUGGAUUGGAUUGCAGAAGGGCAGUUUUCCCUGGUACGACUAUGGCUGGCUGGAGGAAGACAGCGAGGGAGACUCGGAGGCCUGGUUCUGGGUGGAUGGGUCCCUUUAUGAAAGGCCGUGGAAGUCAAAAUCGAAUGGAACCUGUGCCAUAAUAAGCCAUGGGAGCAUCAAACCCGCCCAGUGCACUGGUCCCAGUGACCUGCACCUCUGGAUCUGUGAGAAGGCAGCAGGGCCAAGCCUCCCUUUCAAGUGA
Messenger RNA from Camarhynchus parvulus, 1002 nucleotides. RefSeq names its product B-cell differentiation antigen CD72-like. Gene Ontology annotation, cellular component: plasma membrane. Gene Ontology annotation, molecular function: transmembrane signaling receptor activity. Bases 1 to 1002 code for a protein of 333 amino acids. The transcript is spliced from 7 exons. The record is from RefSeq and is a predicted model, not a curated record. NCBI's taxonomy places the organism in Eukaryota, Metazoa, Chordata, Aves, Passeriformes, Thraupidae.